AUGUCCGACGGUGUCAUUCGUCACGCUCGCAAGGAGGAUGUCCCCAUCAUUCUCGACCUGAUCCAGGCGCUUGCCGACUACGAAAAGGAGUCGGACGCCAACAAGGCCACCGUCGAGACGCUGACCAGCACGAUUGCCUUUGCGCCCUCGGGACCCCCCUCGGACCCCAACACCACCGCCUGCGUGCCCAACACCGAGGCCACGUCGGCGAGCCGGCCCGCGCGCUGCCUGCUGCUCGCCGACCCCGCGGGCGAGACCGUCGCCAUGGCGCUCUACUUUUACAACUACAGCACGUGGCGCGCCUGCCCCGGCAUCUACCUCGAGGACCUGUUUGUGCGGCCCUCGGCGCGCGGCCGCGGCUACGGCAAGGCGCUGCUGGUGCAGCUCGCCAAGGAGGUCGUCGCCUUUGGCGGCGCGCGCCUCGAGUGGUCGGUGCUCAAGUGGAACGAGCCGAGUAUCAAGUUCUACGAGAAGAUUGGCGCCCAGGGCAUGCAUGAGUGGAUGACGAUGCGCGUCACCGACGACGGCCUGACCAAGCUCGCGCACCUGCUGGAUUGA
Messenger RNA from Cordyceps militaris CM01, 558 nucleotides. Its product is annotated as acetyltransferase, GNAT family, putative. Gene Ontology annotation, molecular function: N-acetyltransferase activity. The coding region runs from base 1 to 558 and encodes 185 amino acids. The record is from RefSeq and is a predicted model, not a curated record. Lineage: Eukaryota; Fungi; Ascomycota; Sordariomycetes; Hypocreales; Cordycipitaceae. Gene Ontology annotation, biological process: protein acetylation. The transcript has 2 exons.